Symsagittifera roscoffensis is the source of this 3508-nucleotide messenger RNA. RefSeq names its product AT-rich interactive domain-containing protein 4B-like. The record is from RefSeq and is a predicted model, not a curated record. The coding region runs from base 6 to 3428 and encodes 1140 amino acids. Gene Ontology annotation, molecular function: transcription cis-regulatory region binding. Lineage: Eukaryota; Metazoa; Xenacoelomorpha; Acoela; Convolutidae. Gene Ontology annotation, cellular component: nucleus. Gene Ontology annotation, biological process: regulation of transcription by RNA polymerase II. The transcript has 4 exons.
UAGUUAUGAACCCUAAUUUAAGCAAUAGUAAAACUGCAGUGCAUUACCUUUUCAUUCCAAUCGGAACCGAAGUUUCAGCCAAAUUCAGAGGGGCUUUUUGUGAAGCCAAGGUAUCCGAAUGUACGCAAAAACUGAAAUAUAAAGCUUACAUCAGCUCAACGAACGAGUAUGUCACAUGUGAAAUUGAAGACAUAGAACUAGUGAAGCCGCCUUUGCUAACUUCAUUUGUUCUUCCAAAUUAUAUCGAAGACCAUGAAGUUUGUCCUGUUGAUUCAAUUGUCAAAGUGAAAUCAUCGGGCUUAGAUGGUGUGGUGAAAAAACUAAUAGAUGCUUCAAUGUACACAGUUAUUUUUGACGAUGCUGACCAAUCGCAAUUUAAACGUAAAGCAAUCAAGUUAAAAGGUCAAAAGUAUUUCAAGGAUGAAGAAAACUUGAACACGAUGCCCCUGAUUAAGCCCGAAAACUUCAGCAGUCCUGCGGUUCUCAAUGUUAGCUGCAGUUCUUCAACUGGAGAAGAAAGCGUCGAAGGAACACCGCGGCCUCAAUCCAGAAGGUCAAGAGGCCAAAAGGAUUCGGAUGAUUUGGUGGGACCGAUGCUGGCAACCUUUUGCUCCACUUCGGAAAGUGAGUCAUGCUUGGACGAAGAGGACGAGAAUUUUAAUGCAGUAUCGGUUGCCUAUGUCAGGCAGUGGAUAUUUGACCAUCUAGAUCAGGUAGUUUGGAUUGAAAAGAACAAGGGGCUCAACUUUCCAGGCCUUGUCAUUGAUCCCUGGGAAGCCGACAAGAAACGAGACGCCGACAAUCACGUUGUCGUACGGUCAUUCCGAGACAAUCGACUCCACAGCAUACCAUUCAAGUACGUAGAGGACUUCGACCGAAGCAUGCGUUCGGAUAAACCUCAAUUACAAGCGGCCAUUGAUCAAGCGAAUGCAUAUCUUGUAGACAAUGUGUUACCAAAAGGCUGGAUUAUAACUUACUGGCAGAUAUACAGAGAUAUCGUCGAGUAUCUACAGGACGAUAAAGUUCCUCAACUUGUAACUUCGGGUCAGUUUUCAAUCGAAAUCGGUCGUCUCUUGUUUGCAGUUUGGCGACUCGGAGGCUUUGAGAUAGUGACGCAACUGAAGUCGUGGCCGAGCGUAUACAAGUGUGUGUCUAGAACGAGUCAAAACUGGGACACGAGUCCGUCAACUGUGUUCCUUUCUAAAAUGAAGUCAGAAUACAAGAAGUACCUCUUGAAGUAUGAGCCAGUGUUUGAGUCUCGGCUGGUGAAUAAUGAGGAUAACCCCCUUCCUCCCAUCUUCAGGCCGGACAAAAGUCAGGUGAAGGGCAAAAGUGCCACCGAGUUGGAGAUAAAAACAGAACCAAUAAGCGCAGUGUCUGCUUCCAUGUCAGACGUCUUAGCUGACGUGCAGAAUGUGUCCUUAAGAAGAGUCGACGAUACAGUUCAUGUUAAUUUCGAAGACGGCAAAAUCUACCCGGCAAAAAUUUUGAAAGUUGAUACAACCAGGUCAAUUGAAUCUGGAAUUUACUACAUUCACUAUAGAAAUUGGAAUUCUCGCCACGACCAGUGGAUUUCUGAAGACAUGAUUGCCGAUUCCACCAACUUAGACGAAAGUUUAUUGAACGAAGUCAAGAAGGAAUCUCGCAGAGAAGCAAAUGGGUCUAAAAUGUCUCCACAAGGUGGAAAGACGGGCGAAUGGCCGAAACUCGCCGAUGGUAACGUAAUAGGGGUAAUGUCGCCCAAUGCAGUGGCGCCCGUAGCUUUGGGAAGUUCGGGCUCAUCUGCGAUUGAAGGGGAGCCAAAAUCGUCCCUGAGCAGAAUGAUUGCCGAGAAAAAGAGUCAAAUUCUUCAGUCAUCCUCAGAUUCAAGCGCUAGAACACCAGAUGGAAUUGGAGCAGUCAAAUCGAAGUCUCCAAUUUUACCCCUAGGCAGCGAGCUGUCAGGAAAACGAUCUCGCAGCGUUUCGUCGAGCUCGGACGAAGAUUCGGCAGCAAAAGUUGUAAGGACUCCUCGGAAAUUACGAAGAAAAGCAAAUUCUCGCAGCAGUUUGAACGAAUCCCCUCAAUUCAAUGCUACGCUUGAUGAAGAGCAAACAAGUUGGGGAAAAAAUCCCGAAAAAGUUUGCAGUCGCAAACGAACUGUAUCAACCGCAGAAGUAUCAAACAAGGAAUAUUUGACUGAGUUUGCGAACCAAAGAACUGUGGGGCGAUCACCACCUAAAAGGAGAAGAGUUGUGAAACGGAGCUCCCUGUCCGAAAGUGGCAAGCAAUCUAAAGGAUUCUCAGCUUCGCCCAAAAAGUUUUUGCGGAGUGUGAGUCAAACUCAAUGUGCGGAUGAAUCAGCGGCAGAUUUGGAUGGCGAAACAGCUGAUCUUUUAAGGAAGCAAGAGGAUAAUGACGUUGAAUGUGAGACAAUUGAUGUAGAAUGUGAGACGAAUGACGAAGGAUUUAGCGCAGACGAAGAAUGCGAAAGUGAUGAUACAAUCGACAUGAAUAAAAUCCAAGACCAAAAUUUGGACGAAUUUCAAAAUCAUGAACAAAAUCUAUCCGCUGAAAUUUCUUCAAAACCGACAGAUUUGAAUCCUGGAUUUGGAUUAGAAACAGUAUCUCCUCUUAAAGAGAAAAAUGGGGGAAAAGAAUCGUAUAAUUACUGUGUUACUCAAGAAGAGUGGAAUAAUUUUGAUACUUCGAAAAGUAGUCCAAUUUUGCCCGAAGUUACAAUUGAUACAAAUUUAGUUGCAAAAGCGAAUUUAAGUAUGGAUUCAACGGAUGAUACAGUACCUUUCUCGUCACCGGCGGCCGCUGAAAAUGUGACUAGUCCAGUUAAGAAAAGAUCAGAUUGUGGUAGGAACGAUCAAUAUGGCGGAACACCUGGAGUGCCUGGAAGAAAAAUGAAACGGAAUGGGAAAAGCGGACAGUUUAGACACGGAUUCUUCAUCUCAGAUGCAGAAGAUAGCGGAACAGAAGAAGGUACGAAAGAUUUCAAGUUGUUUGAAGAGGAAGAAAAAUAUCUGCAGACGUAUCUGAACUCAAUUUACAAAAUAGAAAAUGAGUGUGAGAAGUUAAUGGACGUUAGCGUGCUAGAUGAAAUAGCGGAUGUGGAUGAGAGAAUUUUACUGGCUGAGCAGCAAAUGAAUUUGAUUCAAAAGAGGUACAAACAAUUGUACCGGGAAAUGGAAAAGUUGGAUAAUUUAAAGCGACGAAUCAGAAGGAAAAAGAAAACUCAGCAGAACUCUUUCACUGACCACGCUAAUAAAUCGAAGCUCGUGUCGGCUACUAAACAAAAGGCGCCGACGAUAAAAGAGGAGAGUGGCACUUCUGUAGUUAUGGAGGCUAAAGCUGAGAAGGCUAGCGAAGUGGGAACUAACUGGAAGAUUGAAAAUGAAGUGAAAAGAGAAUCUCCGGAUCUGGGUUCACCGAGUGGCUGAAUCACAAAAUAAAACUAAUGGAUUAAUUAGUUUUUUUUUAAAUUUUAGUCAGAAAAUUUUUUAUUGAUCAAAGCUUUCAA